AUAGAUGGAGCGAGGUCAUAAGGUAUCUCUGAACAGCAGGAGAGCAGCGGGUUAAGCAUAAAACCUUCAAGACCACGUUCAAAUUAGCUGUGUAAAAAAGAUGAUUAAGGGGAUGAAGGUGAAGAAUGUACUGGCACGUCAGCUUUUGGGGGAGUUCAUCGGCACUUUUGUCCUGCUGCUGUUUGGUUGUGCUGCAGCAGCUCAGGUGAAAACCAGCAGAGACACUAAGGGGCAGUUUCUUUCUGUUAACAUGGCCUUCUCUAUAGGUGUCAUGUCUGCCAUGUACCUCUGCAGGGGAGUAUCAGGAGCUCAUCUAAACCCGGCUGUGUCUGUGAGUUUCUGUGUGUUGGGUGAUCUACCCUGGAAAAAGCUGCUACCCUACUCUCUGGCUCAACUUUUAGGAGCUUACCUCGCCUCUGGGCUUGUCUAUCUCAUCUACCGUGAUGCAAUCAUGGAGUUCAGUGGGGGAGUUCUGACUGUAUUUGGUCCUAAUGAAACAGCCAGUAUCUUUGCCACUUACCCUACUAAUGUGGUUUCAGUGCAGACUAACUUCCUGGAUCAGGUGGUUGGUACAGCCAUGCUGAUGCUGUGCAUUCUACCUUUGAAUGAUAAGAGGAACGCUCCUGCUCCUGAGGCGUUGCUCCCUCCCAUUGUAGCAACUGUUGUCCUAGGUAUUUCCAUGUCAAUGUCGGCUAACUGUGGAGCAGCUAUAAACCCUGCCCGUGACCUUGGUCCACGACUCUUCACAUUUACUGCAGGCUGGGGGACUGAUGUCUUCAAAUGCUAUGACUACUUCUUCUGGAUUCCAAUAGUGGCUCCUAUGGUAGGGGGUGUGCUGGGGACGAUCGUGUAUCUGGUUUUCAUUCAGUGGCAUCUGCCUGAGGCUGAGUCUGAAUCUGAGGAGGAUAUAGAUCAGACAAAUGUUGUGGAAUACAAUGACCAACAACAUGUGGACAAAAAUGAGGGGUUAUUCUUUAAACUGUCCUCCCUUUAAAAACUUGUGGACAGUUGGGGCAGUGACUUUACUGUUAGCGCACAUGCUGCGGCACAUUGAGCAAUGGUGCUUAUAUGCAAUGUGAGUUUGAAUCUGGUUCAAUGCAUUUCUUGAUCCCAUUCCCCUUCUUCCCUCCAUCAUUUCCUUUCUGAUCUAUAAAUGAUGCAAAAGGCCAAAAAUAAAAACUGGCGAAAAUGUACUCAGGAUGGACAAAAUGUUUCAUCACACUGCUGCAGAUCUGAUAUAUAACUUAUUAUUUAGAUAUUACAUUUUAAACCCUUGCAUGGAAUAUUACACUGCUUGGUAAUGGAGUGAAUUAAGAUAUUUGUAUAUAGCAUGUACAGUAGCCUAUUUUAACUAUUUUUAAAUAUACCUCCUUUUUAUUUAAUCUGAUUUGGUGGUAGUCUGGUGGCAGUUAGAUGUACUAUUUGUGGCUUAGUAUACACAAAUUCAAGCCAAAUAUAUUUUGCACCCCAAUAUUCUGAGGGCUGGCUGAACAACUGGACUAUAUUUUAAAGCAUUCACAAUGUUUCAUUACAGGCUACUGCAACUAUGGCUACUGUUUGUAUUAAACAACUGUUUGUGUUAUUUAUAUAAUUACUAAUUAUUAACUAAUUAAAUGACAGAAAACAACAGCUUUUUCUGUCAACGGCAUUGAUAUGUAUGCUAUAGAAUAUGAAUCAAUGGAUAAUUUGUUUAUAGGGCAAAUUAAUUUACUGUGAUUGUCACCCUAACACUUCAGACCAACAAAUGAGAGUUUAUCCAUUAAAAAGCCCAUUUAAAUAUGGUCAUAUUAAUAUAGAGUUGCAUGUGAUGGAGCAAGAAAUGUACACAACAGACCUUAGAUGUCCUACAUUAUUCAGUGUCUUAUAUUAGCCUAAUACAUAACCUAUAUUGUUUAGUGUAUGAGUGUAAUUUAGUUUUUUUUAUCUCUGUUAAUAAAUAUACCAAUAAUUAUAACCCCAUUUGUUUUGCAGAAAUUUAAUAUAACCACAUUGUACUCUAUAAUCUAUUUGCAGGUUGCUCUCUCAAAUGUAAGUGAAGCAAUAUCUUACAUCAAAAGCCUAUUACAUCAUAGAACUACAGGGGGAUCAGAGUGUGUUCAUUUGCUGAGGUUUCAAUGUGUAUAUUAACAAAUAUGCAAACAAAGAGUUUAUAGAGUGCAUCAGGUUGAAGCCCCUUUUAAGCAAAUACUUUUCUGAACUGUUGGGAAUUGGAACACAUAUUAUAUAUCCUCAGAAAGCCAACAUCUACUUUCCUGUGAUUUUUUUAAAAUUAGAAUAUCAUCUGUUCAGGGAAUUAUUUCCUCUUGCAUUAAUGAUCUACUAAAAUGUUGUGCUAAUAAAGAAACUGCAACCAUAUG
Molecule: messenger RNA, 2357 nt
Organism: Xyrauchen texanus (razorback sucker)
Lineage: Eukaryota; Metazoa; Chordata; Actinopteri; Cypriniformes; Catostomidae
Product: aquaporin-10-like
Exons: 6
Coding region: 101-994 (297 amino acids)
Biological process (GO): water transport; glycerol transmembrane transport
Cellular component (GO): plasma membrane; basolateral plasma membrane
Molecular function (GO): water channel activity; urea transmembrane transporter activity; glycerol channel activity
Source: RefSeq, a predicted model, not a curated record